CUGUGCCUAAAUAAGUUUUUUCCUAUCAGGUUUUUGAGUCUAAGCUGUGUGGUUGAUAUGAAUAGCUUUGAUAGAGCAAAGCCCUUCGUUGCUGUUAUGUUCUUGCAAGCUGGGCUUGCAGGGAUGGAUAUUCUGUCCAAGGCAGCGCUGAAUCAAGGGAUGAGCAAUUAUGUGCUUGUGGUCUAUCGCCAUGCCGUUGCCACUGUUGUCAUUGCCCCCUUCGCAGCAAUUCUAGACAAGAAACUCAGGCCGAAGAUGACCCUCUCAAUCUUCAUCAAGCUAGUGGCGCUCAGCUUGCUGGAGCCUGUUAUCGACCAAAACUUGUAUUUUCUAGGGAUGAAGUACACAACAGCAACAUUUGCAGCUGCUAUUGUCAAUGUUCUUCCUGCAAUCACCUUUAUAAUCGCCUGGAUAGUUAGGCUUGAGAAAGUGAAAAUCGGUUCUCUCCACAGCCAAGCUAAGGUGGCUGGGACCAUAGCAACAGUUGCUGGAGCAAUGUUGAUGACACUAAUGAAAGGCCCAUUGAUCGAGUUCUUUCGGAUAAAAGGGAGAGCUUAUCAUGAAAACGGGACUAGUGGAAUUGAUCUCCAUAGCUCAAUCAAGGGUGCACUAAUGAUCACCGUGGGGUGCUUCAGCUGGGCCUGUUUCAUGAUUCUGCAAGCCAUCACACUGAAAUCCUAUCCUGUAGAACUCUCUCUAACGGCUUGGAUUUGCCUGCUUGGCACAAUUGAGGGCACCGUGGUGGCACUGGUAGCAGAAAAGGGAAAACCUUCUGUCUGGGCUAUAAACUGGGAUAUGAAAUUACUUGCAGCCGUCUACAGUGGUGUUUUCUGCUCAGGGCUAGCUUAUUACAUUCAAGGAAUAGUAAUGAAAGAUCGAGGGCCCGUUUUCGUAACAGCUUUCAGUCCCUUGUGCAUGGUUAUUGUUGCUGUCAUGAGCUCCAUCAUUUGGGCUGAGCAAAUGUACCUGGGAAGGAUACUCGGUGCCCUUAUCAUAGUUGCAGGCCUAUAUCUUGUAGUAUGGGGUAAAAGCAAGGACUACAAGACUGCAUCCCCACCGGCUGACGAGCAGACAAUACCAGUAAAGCAAACAACAGUUGCGUGAAGCAAAGGAAAGGACGAUUGGGUUCACGAGGAUACAGAAAUGAAGCAAAAAUGGAAAACAAACUGCGAUUAAGAUUUCGACAUCCAAAGGAGUCGACAAUCCAUCCACCAAGCAAACAUAAUUAUAAGAGAGAAGCAGUAUCAAACAUCUCCAGUUUCCGUAUGCAUCUCCACAACAUCGUCAAAACAGCUUUAGUUUUGUUUUUAACAAGGAAGAACUCAUCAUGCUUUGAGUUUAGUGAAUUAUCCACUACCAAAUAUGUGGAACCGUAUCACUUCUUCAAAUAAUUAAUUGCUCCCAAAUUGUAAAAUGAAAAAUUGCCACAGCUGUAAUCUACGACACCCAUUAUGUUCCUAAGACAAG
Messenger RNA from Populus euphratica (Euphrates poplar), 1467 nucleotides. Its product is annotated as WAT1-related protein At2g37460-like. The transcript has 7 exons. Bases 58 to 1104 code for a protein of 348 amino acids. Gene Ontology annotation, cellular component: membrane. NCBI's taxonomy places the organism in Eukaryota, Viridiplantae, Streptophyta, Magnoliopsida, Malpighiales, Salicaceae. Gene Ontology annotation, molecular function: transmembrane transporter activity. The record is from RefSeq and is a predicted model, not a curated record.